Molecule: messenger RNA, 2469 nt
Organism: Salpingoeca rosetta
Lineage: Eukaryota; Choanoflagellata; Craspedida; Salpingoecidae
Product: MFS permease
Exons: 11
Coding region: 142-2265 (707 amino acids)
Biological process (GO): transmembrane transport
Molecular function (GO): transmembrane transporter activity
Source: RefSeq, a predicted model, not a curated record
ACAAGGCAGUGUUGUUGUUGUUGUGACCCUUCAACGAUAACCACCACCACCACCACAUCCCACACUCGCAUACGUACACGCACACGCAUACGGACACGCAUCCUCACGUUCACAGCAUCGAAUCCUGCACGCCAGCGCACGAUGCUGUUUGUUGUGGGUGCUCGUGCACCAUCAUUGCUGGUGACGGCAGCACCAUUGCGCGCUGUGCCAGCACUCUUCUGCACCGAGCGAACAGCUUCAGCGGCAACCGUUACGACCGGCGUGGCACACUCCGAUCGCCAAGAACGGCAGUGGGAGCAGGGUUGGAGGCAGCAGCGCUCUCACUUUGCCACUCUGGCGGGCAGCGCCCCCCACAGCCUCGUGUCGUGGCCGUCGCUCCCGUCAACAUCGUCAUUGAAAGAUCGCAGUGACAUGGAUGACGAUGCGCUGUCAUCACCACGCGCAAGCGCUCGUCAUCAAGGUCUGACAAGUGAUGGAUCCCCGGUUCAGGUGUCCCGUCGCAAAGCUUCUUCCAUCGCCGCCAAGGUGCAGCACUUUCUCAGCAAGGAGAACACCAUCGCCCCACCAAACUACAACAGGUUCUGGAACGUCCCCUUCUCCUUCAUGGUGCAAGUGUCCGUGGGCUCCGUGUAUGCGUGGAGCGUGUUCAACUCUCCGCUGACGCGCGAUCUUGGCGUUGUCGCAUCCGCGGCCGACGACUGGACGCUGUCCCAGGUCCUGCCCAUCUUCUCCAUGUGCGCCUUCACCCUGGGCCUCACCACCGCCUUCCUUGGGCCGUGGGCGGAGCGCAAGGGCCCGCGCAUGGUGGCGACGGCCGCUGGUCUGGCGUGGGGCGGCGGGCUCAUGCUCACGGGUCUCGGUACCAUGCUGCACGAGCUGCCUCUCCUCUAUCUCGGAUACGGCGUCUUUGGCGGCAUCGGCUGGGGUCUUGGAUACAUCAGUCCCGUGUCAACGCUCAUGCGCUGGUUCCCUGACCGGCGCGGGCUUGCGACGGGCCUUGCCCUGACGGCGUUUGGCGGCGGUGCAAUGCUCGCCACACCCGUCAACGAGGCCCUCUUCUCCGCAUUCUACGAGAUGCCAACAUACCUCGGAGCCGUCGACAGCGUUGAUCUCGUGACGGAGAACGGGCGCCGCUUUGCUGAUGUUUCUGGACAAUUGCAGGAAGUCGUCAUUGCCUCGGCCACAGACCUCUCCAAGGCCGGCAUCAGCGGCGAUGCGGGCGUUUAUGCCGUGGGCACGGGCAGCACUGGCGCUGCCAAGACGUUCUUUGCACUCGGCGCAUCGUACCUCACCCUCAUGCUUGCCGGUGCCAUGGGGCAGCGUGUGCCCCCAGAGGGGUGGAAGCCAGAGGGAUUUGUUGAGCCGAAGACAGAGAACAAGAUGAUGACGAGUGGAAACGUGCACUACACAACGGCGCUCAAGACGCCACAAUUCUAUCUCCUGUGGCUCGCUGUCGCCGGCAAUGCCGUCGCAGGCGUCACCGUCAUGUCCUGCGCCAAGAAUAUCAUGACUGACGUGUUUGGCUCAGCGCUGCCGCACAUUGUCACGGGCACGUUUGCUGCUGGGUACGUGGCUGCGCUCAGCGGCAUCAACAUGGUUGGUCGCCUUGGCUGGGCUGCGGCGAGCGACUAUCUUGGACGCAAAAACACGUAUUUCCUGUUUGGUUUGGGCAUCCCAGUCAUGGCAGGCCUUCCCUCCCUCACAAACUACCUCAUCGAGAACCCCGCCACCACCCCGCUGUACAUCUUCGCUGCCGGCACUGCUCUCACCAUGAGUUUCUACGGCGGAAUCUUCUCAGUGCUGCCUGCGUAUCUUGCCGACAUCUUUGGGCAGAAGCACGUUGGUGCCAUCCACGGACGACAGCUGACGGCGUGGAGUGCAGCCGCGCUCGGCGGUCCUCUCCUCCUCUCCACUCUCCGUGACUCAUCGUACAAGGCCGCGGUGGACGAUUUGGCCGGAAAGUGCGACCCCGCCCUCUUCCAGACAAAGUUUGGCGCGCCCAUGUCAUCGCUCUCAGAACUCGUGGAUGCAAAGACCGUCACUAUCGGGAGCCUGAUGGAGAUUGCGCCUGCGGGGACGCUUGACCCAACGCCGUCCCUCUACAACACCGCGCUCUACAGCAUGGCCGGCCUGCUCACAUGUGCCGUCCUCUGCAACGCCAUGAUCAGGCCUGUGGACCCCAAGUAUAUGCUGAAGGAGAACAAAGCCCCACCACCACCAGCAGUAGCACCACCAGCGGCGGCAGCUACGACAAAGCAGCAGUAGCCAGGGAGUUGUAAUCGCGAGUGAUGCAGAGGCCUAAGUCUUGUGCAUGUGGGGUGUUAUCAUUGUUUCUUCGUUCCGUGCUGUGCUGCGCUGUGUGCAACGUUGGCGCAUAUUUCUCGGUCGGUCACGAUUCUCUGUGUGUGAGGUGGAAAUGGUACACGCACAUACCCCAACGCAACGGCAGUAAACAACCCGCUAGUUCCA